Messenger RNA from Hypoxylon fragiforme, 1032 nucleotides. Its product is annotated as DUF171-domain-containing protein. The coding region runs from base 1 to 1032 and encodes 343 amino acids. The transcript is spliced from 3 exons. The record is from RefSeq and is a predicted model, not a curated record. NCBI's taxonomy places the organism in Eukaryota, Fungi, Ascomycota, Sordariomycetes, Xylariales, Hypoxylaceae.
AUGGCAUACUACGAACAAGAUAGACAGAAAAAACGUCGUCUUACACAGGACGGCGACUAUGUCGACACGUCAAAGCCCAGUGCCUUCUUCCAGCCGGCUGGAGGUCGGGACUGGACCGUCUCAGUAGCUAUUCCGGGGAGUGUACUCUCAACAUGUCGACGUGAUGAUCAGCGGACCAACAUUGUCUCGCACAUAGCGCGUGCUCUUGCUGUCUUUAGCAUAGAUGAAGUUGUCAUUUUCGACGAUUCCCCUCCAGAGUCACGUGCGAGGAACGUUGACCCCGCCAGUUACACGGGGGACAUUGACCCAUGUGGUUAUCUUGAUCACUUACUACAGUAUCUAGAGAUGCCUCCGUUCAUGCGCAGAACGUUGCUACCAUUACACCCAAAUCUCAAAGCCGCCGGUCUUAUGGCCAGUUUAGAUAUGCCUUCUCAUCCACAUCAAACUGACUGGUUACCAUACUGCGAAGGUGUGACAACUUCGGGGAAACCGAGAGGUGGAAAGGGCACGCUUGUCGACGUCGGCAGGAAGGAACCAGUCACUAUUAGUGACGAAGUACCGCCCAAGACCCGAAUCACUCUCCAGAUCGAUGAGAAUGAUCCCUACCUGGCAGAAGCAGUAGACCCUAGCGUGCCACGCAUUGACGGCGGUUAUUAUUGGGGUUAUACUACGAGACGCUGCAAUUCUCUAGCUACCGUCUUCGAGGAAUGCAGUUAUGAGGGUGGAUAUGACCUGAGCAUCGGCACAUCAGAACGCGGCGUUUCUAUACCUGAGGCAUUUCCGGAAAGAAAAAAUAAGGAGCCCGCAGUUUUCAAUCACCUUCUCAUUGUCUUUGGUGGUCCUCGAGGUCUCGAGAAUGCGGCAGAAAAUGACCCACAAUUGAACGGUAUGGGAAUUGUAAAGAGAAGAACGAAAGAGCUAUUUGAUCACUGGAUCAAUAUCUUGCCAGGGCAAGGUAGCAGGACAAUCAGGACGGACGAGGCAUUGUUCAUCGGACUAGCAGGUUUGAGGAGAUUAUGGGAUGGGAAAUGA